Nanorana parkeri is the source of this 817-nucleotide messenger RNA. RefSeq names its product putative inactive cytochrome P450 2G1. The coding region runs from base 1 to 804 and encodes 267 amino acids. The record is from RefSeq and is a predicted model, not a curated record. Gene Ontology annotation, cellular component: cytoplasm; intracellular membrane-bounded organelle. NCBI's taxonomy places the organism in Eukaryota, Metazoa, Chordata, Amphibia, Anura, Dicroglossidae. Gene Ontology annotation, biological process: xenobiotic metabolic process. Gene Ontology annotation, molecular function: heme binding; oxidoreductase activity, acting on paired donors, with incorporation or reduction of molecular oxygen, reduced flavin or flavoprotein as one donor, and incorporation of one atom of oxygen; iron ion binding. The transcript has 4 exons.
AUGUCUACUGAUAGCUCCCCCAAGAAAGUGGGGGAUCCAUUCUCCCUCACCACCUCCCCGUUCCAUUGGAACUCUCAUUCCAUUGUUCUAAUGGAGCGGAGCUGUGACUUUUUCCAUGGCAAAUCCCUAGACCUAAACACUGUCACAUGGGGGAAAGGAGUGACAUCAUCCACCGUCAUCCAACAUGGGGGCUUACCACAACAAUUAAACGUCACUCAUCGUGAUCAGCAUUUUUGUUUGGAAAUUUUGCAGACCUCACUGAUGACCUUUUAUGGUGGUUUAUCUGUACCAGAUAAACUUCAUGAGGAAAUUGAUCGGGUGAUUGGACGAGACAGAAUUGUAAACAUGGACGACAAGCUCAGUAUGCCAUAUACACAAGCUUUAAUCCAUGAGGUGCAAAGAUUUUGUGACAUUGCUCCCUUCAAUGUGCCACAUAUGGUGACAAAAGACACAAUGUUUAGAGGCUUUUAUAUUCCCAAGGGCACAGACGUCUACACUCUGCUAUGGACUGUUCACCGUGACCCCACACAGUUCACUACUCCAUAUAAGUUUAAUCCCAACCACUUUCUGGAUGAAAAUGGCAAAUUAAAAAAGAAUGACGCCUAUAUGGCUUUCUCUAUAGGAAAGAGGAGCUGUCCCGGAGAAAAUUUGGCCCGAAUGGAACUAUCUAUCUUCCUCGUCACCAUCCUGCAGAACUUCACACUGACUUCUAAGAUGGAACUAUCUGAAGCUGACUUGGCUCCUAAGUUGAAAGGGUUCCUAAAUGUCCCCAUACUGUAUGAGCUGUCAUGUGUCCCUUGCUAGAUCUACUGGACUU